This is a messenger RNA of Trichoderma breve, 1059 nucleotides long. RefSeq names its product mo25-like domain-containing protein. Gene Ontology annotation, biological process: intracellular signal transduction. Gene Ontology annotation, molecular function: protein serine/threonine kinase activator activity. The transcript is spliced from 5 exons. The coding region runs from base 1 to 1059 and encodes 352 amino acids. Lineage: Eukaryota; Fungi; Ascomycota; Sordariomycetes; Hypocreales; Hypocreaceae. The record is from RefSeq and is a predicted model, not a curated record.
AUGUCGUUCUUGUUUGGGAGAGGCAGAUCGCGGGCUGCUGCCGAUCUGCCCAGGCAAGCUCGUGAUCACAUCAUGAAGCUCGAAAGCCCUAACGGGGUCUCCAAGGCUGAAGAGCUUGCUCGCGUGCUCAAUCAGAUGAAGGUCGUUCUCCAAGGCACUCAAGAAACUGAGAGCUCACCCGAGCAGAUCUAUCAGCUCGUCACGGCCCUGAUAGACGAAGACCUGCUCCACCUGCUAGCUACCAACCUCUAUCGCCUACCUUUUGAGUCGCGAAAGGAUACCCAAGUGAUCUUCUCUUAUGUAUUCCGCUUCCGGCCCGCGGCAGCGGCUCCCAAGAGCGACCCCAUCGCCCUGUCUUAUGUGGUGUGUAACAGACCACAAGUCCUAGUUGAACUCUGUCGCGCCUAUGACCACAAAGAAAGUGCCACUCCUGCGGGAUCCGUCCUCCGAGAUUGUAAAGGCCUCAAUGCUAUUGAUCGCAACCGCCCUCAGAGCGGCCGCGGAGUGUUUUGGAAAUUUUUCGACUGGAUCAACAAGAGCUCCUUUGAGGUUGCUGCGGACGCGUUUACGACUUUCCGGGAACUCUUGACGCGGCAUAAAGACCUGAUCCCGAAGUAUCUAUCCACCAAUUUCGAGCUGUUUUUUGACAAGUACAACAACACUCUGGUCCAGUCAAACAGCUAUGUCACCAAACGACAAUCCAUCAAACUCCUUGGCGAACUGCUGCUGGACCGCUCCAACUAUAGCGUCAUGACGGCUUACGUCGAUAGUGGCGAGCACUUGAAAAUAUGCAUGAAUCUCCUUCGAGACGACAGGAAAAUGGUCCAGUAUGAAGGGUUCCACGUGUUCAAGGUUUUCGUUGCGAAUCCGCAUAAAUCCAUUGCCGUCCAGAAGAUUCUUCUCAUGAACCGCGAGAAGCUCUUGGUCUUUCUAGCACACUUUCUCGAGGACCGGACUGAUGACGAACAAUUCAUUGAUGAACGAGAAUUUUUGAUUAAGCAAAUCCGUAAUAUGCCAUCGACUCCCGUGGUCUCUCAACGAUCUGUUAGCGCAUCAUAA